Messenger RNA from Rasamsonia emersonii CBS 393.64, 996 nucleotides. RefSeq names its product Hydroxyquinol 1,2-dioxygenase. The record is from RefSeq and is a predicted model, not a curated record. Lineage: Eukaryota; Fungi; Ascomycota; Eurotiomycetes; Eurotiales; Trichocomaceae. The transcript is spliced from 3 exons. The coding region runs from base 1 to 996 and encodes 331 amino acids. Gene Ontology annotation, molecular function: ferric iron binding; catechol 1,2-dioxygenase activity. Gene Ontology annotation, biological process: catechol-containing compound metabolic process.
AUGGACCCCUCACAAGUCACAAAUAAAAUCCCUCCCCUCAAAGACCUCACCAUCGACAACAUCACCGAGAACGUCAUCCGCAUCAACUCCCUCUGCGAAGACGCCCGCAUGAAAUACGUCCUCGAACGGCUGGUCUCCCACCUGCACGACUUUGCGCGCGAGACGCGCCUCAGCACCGCCGAGUGGAUGGCUGGUAUUCGGUUUCUGACUGAGGUGGGCAAGAUUUGUAGUGAUGUGCGGCAGGAAUUCAUCCUCCUCUCCGACAUCCUCGGUCUCUCCCUCCUGGUCGACUCCAUCGACCACCCCAAACCCCCCGGGUCGACAGAGGGCACUGUCCUGGGCCCCUUCCACACACACGAAGCGCCCGAGCUCAACCACGGCGAGGUGAUGUCUCACGACCCCAACGGCGAGCCAAUGCUGGUGCUGUGCACUCUGAAAGACACAAACGGCAACCCGAUCCCGGACGUCAAGAUCGACGUCUGGGAGACGGAUUCCUCGGGCCACUACGACGUGCAGCACGCGGAUCGCAAGGGUCCGGAUGGGCGAUGCAUCCUGCGCAGCGACCAGAACGGCAAUUUCUGGUUUAAGGCUAUCAAGCCCGUUCCUUAUCCGAUUCCGCAUGAUGGGCCUGUUGGGAAAUUGCUCAAGAAGCUCCAUCGGCAUCCGUACCGUCCGUCUCAUAUCCAUUUUAUGUUUGAGAAGGAGGGUUACGAUCAUUUGAUCACAGCCCUCUACCUCCGCAACGACCCCUACGAAAGCUCCGACGCCGUCUUCGGCGUCAAAAACACCCUCGUCGUCGACCUCGGCAAAGUCGACGCCGACCUCGCCGCCAAAUACGACAUCGCCGAGGGCGCAUGGCUGCUCACCUACGACUUUGUCCUCGUCUCCGAGGCAGAGACCAGUGCGCUGCGCGAUCGCAACUCGCAGGUUGCGCUGGACAAGUUGGGGAGGAAAGUGAAGAUUGUGAAUGGGUUGCCUGUGCCGGAUUUGGAUUGA